UGCCCCGUCGAGAGGUAUUAGCGCCGCGGAUGUAUUAGCGCCCGGGAUGUACAAUUGCCGGGGGUGAGGGCUGAGCUGGCCGUCAUCGCUGCGGCGCUCCUCGGCCAUCUGGCGCCUCGUCGCCAAGCCUUAUUGUCGUCCUUCUUCGACUUCAUCUCGCCCGUUCCGCCCCUCAUCGUCAUCCUCAACGCCCAUCCUCAUCGCCCAUCGCCCAUCCUAUCCCCGGCUCGCCAGGGAACCCCACUCUAUCGCUUGGCAUCGUCGCGGACAUGUCGCUGCUGUCCACCCCUGCCCACGAGCACGAAAUCAGCACCCUCGUCGUCACCUGGAAUGUGGGCACCAACUCGCACCCGCAUCCCGGCAGUCUCGGCGGCGAACCCGAUCUGACUCUGCUCCUGCCUGAAGCCCGCCGGUUCGCCAAGACCCCAAAGGCGCCCAGUCCAAGCUCCUCCAGCCAAGCCAGCCGCCCAAGGCAUCUCUACCACGAUCUGAUCAGCUAUGACUCCUCCUCAUCGCCAUCGCUAUACACCGACUCUGGCGCUACGGACCACUCGGGCGGGGGCACGCUGCUGGACCCGAGCGAUCCCUUCUCGGUUGUCCAUCCGCUACUCCCGACCCACCGCUUCGACGACCCGUGGGCGACUAAUUCCUGGGAAGACGACUCGUGGCUUCCGGAAGAAUGGCGGAGACCCAAGCCCAGCCCCGUGGACGACUCGCCCGUCAUCCCCAACAUCGUGGUCUUUGGCCUGCAGGAGAUUGAAUCGCAGGUCACGGCCGCCAUCAGGCUCCCGCACAACCAGCCUCCCUGCAUCGGCGAGCCCACAGAUCCGCUCCUUGCCCUGUGGGCAGAGCGCAUGCUCGCCGCACUCGAAAAGGUCUACGGACACACCUACACCGUCCUCCAGUCGCAGCGCAUGGUGGCCCUCGGCCUGAUUGUCUUUGUCGACCCGGCCUUCCAGCAGUCCCGCCGACUAACCAUCGAGGGCCGCUGGAUGGGCGUGGCUGGCUCGGGCCUGGCUGGACUCUAUGGCAACAAGGGUGCCAUUGCCACUGCCAUCGACUUUCGAUAUGAGGCCCUGCCCCGGAUAGUCCCGUAUGCCCCCAACGCCGCUUCGGUGAUGCAGGACAUGAUGAUGAGGCACAAGAUGGAGAGCCGAGGCCCUUUCAGGUUCUCGCUCUGCUUUGUGAACUGCCACCUGCAAGCGCACGAAGGUCAGGCAUACCAGGACAUGCGCGACGCCGAAGUCGAUUUCCUGUUUUCGUCGCUGAUCAUGACGCCCAACAGCGACAUUGUCACGGGCACCGACUUGCACGAUGGCGAUGCCCCGAGCACCCCGAUUCCGGAGGACAGGCACCCGAUCCUGCCGGGGCUGCCUCGUGUGCUCUCGGCCGAGCAGCGCGAGAUGCUGGACCCGCUCAUCCGACACGAAAAUAUUGUCAACCCCAACGGCCUCGAGCGGGAAAGGUUCGAGCCCGUCCCCGAGCAGCCACACCGGCUCAUCAAAGACAACAACCUGAUCUUUAUGUUCGGCGACUUCAACUAUCGCUUCGUGGGAGCCUCGUCGACACUCUCUCGUGGUCACGUCAACGGCUUGAUCGACUCGCAGGAGAUUGAAAAGCUGGUCAAGCUGGACCAGCUCUGGCACGGAACCCGCUCGGAGACCCGCACUUACCAUCCAUUCAAGUCCUUUGUCGAGGCACCGAUCAGCUUCCUGCCGACUUAUAAGCACAGCCUGCCUCCCGCGCUCCCGUCGGAGCCAGCGCUGAAGCGAUACUCCUCCAAGCGCGUGCCGGCGUACUGCGACCGGAUCCUUUACUCGGUCACCGACAAUGUCGGCACCCCCGAUCUCGUCGAUGUCCUGCAUUACGGCUCUGCAACCGAGAUUGGCUGGAGUGACCACCAGCCUGUCUCGGGGCUGUUCCUGAUCCACGUCAACGAGGUCGAAUACUUGAACGACCCGGGCUUUGGCUCCCGAACGCUCACUCGAACUCACCCGCAAGGACUGAACGAGAUCCAAGCACUUCGCAUCAAGCGCUUUGUCUCAAACUCGGUGUGGAUCCUUGCGGUUCUGGCGGCGAUGAUCAUCUUUCUCCUUUGCCUCCGUGGGCUCUAGAGCACCUUAUCUUCUCAUCCAAGUUAGAGGACAGCACCUUUGU
This is a messenger RNA of Polychytrium aggregatum, 2157 nucleotides long. RefSeq names its product Endonuclease/exonuclease/phosphatase. Gene Ontology annotation, molecular function: phosphatidylinositol-4,5-bisphosphate 5-phosphatase activity. The coding region runs from base 270 to 2114 and encodes 614 amino acids. The transcript has a single exon. Gene Ontology annotation, biological process: phosphatidylinositol dephosphorylation. The record is from RefSeq and is a predicted model, not a curated record. NCBI's taxonomy places the organism in Eukaryota, Fungi, Chytridiomycota, Chytridiomycetes, Polychytriales.